This is a messenger RNA of Aricia agestis (brown argus), 1784 nucleotides long. RefSeq names its product protein angel homolog 2-like. The transcript is spliced from 10 exons. Gene Ontology annotation, molecular function: 3'-5'-RNA exonuclease activity. Lineage: Eukaryota; Metazoa; Arthropoda; Insecta; Lepidoptera; Lycaenidae. The record is from RefSeq and is a predicted model, not a curated record. The coding region runs from base 173 to 1708 and encodes 511 amino acids.
UAAGUAGUCUGUGCUUCAAAUUUAAUUAUUUCUUCCACUAAUCUUUGACAUGGUUUAUGAUAAAAGAUCCUUGAAUGUUUGAUACAAGAGGUGUAGCAGAGCAAAUCCCAUGUGAAUACUAAAAGAACAAACUAAAUGAUAAAAUACGAUACAUUUAAAAUGUUUAUAUGAAAUGAACAAAGCUAUGCUGAAAUUGAACAAUAGUUUUUGCAGAUACUGGAGAUUCACGUAUGGAAUUAGCAAAACACAGCAGUCUUCAUACAGGAGUUGUAGUGGCAAGACAUGCAUUGCUUGGUACAAUCAACAAACAGUUGGUCGUUUUAUUCACACCGCAGUGCAGUGUCAACUGCUAGCGAAUAUAAAAAAGAGGUUCCGAAACAAAAAAACAUAUAUAUAUUUAAAUGAUACAAGAACAUCUAAACAAAUGAGUGAACCUGUGCCAACUGUGCAUCAUGUUAGCUAUGGUGGCAGAUUUGAAGUCUCAGAAGAUGAGAACAUCUCUAGUGAAUGGAGGCGACGCUCUGAUGAGAACAGUCCACCUCAGGAAAUUCCUUCUAACUUUCGACUUUGGGAACCAGUUAAUGUCACAAAUGACACACAAAAUGGUGAUGCACUUAGAUUUAAAUUAGUAUCAUAUAAUGUACUUGCCCAAUACCUAUUAGAAUGCCACCCCUACCUCUACACCGAAUGCAGCCAGAGGAAUCUGAGUUGGAAUGUACGGGCCGCUAAGUUAUACGAUGAAAUUUUACAGCUAGCACCUGAUAUAUUUUGCCUACAAGAAGUACAAGUAUCGCAUUUAAAAUCUUUCUACAGCAAAUUCGAGGAGUUAGGUUACCUCGGUAUUUUCAAACAGAAAACGGGACACCGCCAAGAUGGGUGCGCGAUAUAUUUUAAAGAGUCCUUAUUUCAUAUGCAAGAUCAAAUCAGUGUGGAAUUCUAUCAACCGGAAUUACCUAUACUGAAUCGUGAUAACAUUGGUCUGAUGGUCAAAUUGGCCCCAAAGAACUCUCCGACUUCACCAUUCGUGGUAGCCACCACCCAUCUACUGUAUAACCCGAAGAGGACAGACGUCAGAUUAGCACAGCUACAAGUAUUGUUGGCCGAAAUAGACAGAUUCGCUUAUAGCAAUAAUGGAAGAGAAUCAAUAUACCUCCCUACGAUAUUGACGGGAGAUCUAAACUCAACUCCAGACAGCGCUGUCAUACAACUGCUGAACCGAGGAUAUGUAAGUGCGAAACCCUACCGAGAAAAAGACUAUUCUGACUUCAAGAAGAUUGGGGUGACUGACAACUGUCAACAUUUAGCUGUAUACUUGAAUAGACAGAAGGGCGUACCCACCGACUUUAGUAUGACGAAGUUACAAAACACAGAUUACGACACAGGCGAUAUCUCCUACGAUACAAACUCGCAGAAUCACAGCGAGUUAUUCAAUACGGGCGGCCUGGGACACUCGCUCAAACUCAAGUCAGUGUACGACAACGUGAAAUUGGACGGAAGUAUAGAGGCUACGACUUUUCAGGACUAUUGGGUUACUGUUGAUUAUAUUUAUUUCAGUCGUUGCAGCAGCCUGAGGCUAGUCGAACGUCUACGGUUACCCACGGAGCAGGAAUGUGUAGUGCUAGGGCAGCUGCCCAACGACAAAUACGGCUCCGACCACCUCGCCCUAGCGGCCACCUUCGAGCUCAAGUCCGUCAAAGCUAACUUGUGAUAUCUCUUUGUUGUUUAUUGGGUGAAUCUUCAAGAAAAGUUUUUUGACCUACACGAAGUCUUAUCGUGGUAGCACG